AACGCUUAUACUUUGCACGAGACAUAUACCAUUUCAAGGAGUUUUUUAGUAAAAUAAAACGAUAAAACUAACAUAAAAAAGGUUCGCUUGUCGAGUUGAAUCAGUAAAAAACAAUGGUGUACACCGGUUACUUAAGCAACGGAUUGCAGAAUGCUGAGGACACUGAAUGGUUGCCGUAUGGAGAUCCCAAUGACUGGGCACAUGGUCUAGCGGCUUAUGAUGGUUUGGAGCUGAUGGGCGGCAAUGAGCAGGAGGUGCAGCCCUCUUUGAACCGGGUGAUGAAAAACAUCGACUACGACCUGGCCUUGAAGCAUCCAUUGGAGCAUACCUGGACUUUGUGGCACUUGGAGAACGAUCGUACCAAGCGCUGGGCCGAAAUGCUCGUCGAUGUGACCAGCUUCAACACCGUUGAGGACUUUUUCAGUGUGUACUACUUUGUGAAGCCGCCAUCGGAUCUGAAGAUAUUCAAUGACUACAUGGUGUUCAAGAAAAAUAUUCGACCCAUGUGGGAGGAUGACACCAACAAGAACGGUGGUCGUUGGAUACUGCUCCUGGACAAGGCCUCCAGGACCUAUAUAGAUAAGAUGUGGCACGAUUUGAUUUUGUGCAUGAUUGGCGAGUGCUUCGAGCACUCGGACGAGAUAUGUGGAGUGGUCAUCAAUGUGCGCAACAAGGCUAAUAAGCUAUCCCUUUGGACAAAGGACUCGCGCAAUGUGGAGGCCAUCCUGUCCAUCGGCAGGCAGAUAAAGGACCUGCUGCAUCUGGGCAUUAUGGAGAUCCAGUACCAGGUGCACAACGAUGCCAUGUUGAACCAUGGACCCAAUGUCCAUGCCAUCUACAAAUUGUAGGCGCCAAAUGGAGGCCAAUUCCCAAGAGCGCCAUCGUAAAUGCCCAGUUCAUGGUCAGAAAUGUGCAUCUACGAUAGUACAUAUGCCUAAUACAUUUGUCAAACUCACAUUUUAUCCCACGCGCACCAAUGCUUUUCGGUUGUACCAUGAAUAAAGUAUUGCGUAGAGCAGUAGAAACAGUAA
Molecule: messenger RNA, 1031 nt
Organism: Drosophila mauritiana
Lineage: Eukaryota; Metazoa; Arthropoda; Insecta; Diptera; Drosophilidae
Gene: eIF4E3
Product: eukaryotic translation initiation factor 4E1
Exons: 6
Coding region: 114-848 (244 amino acids)
Biological process (GO): translational initiation
Cellular component (GO): eukaryotic translation initiation factor 4F complex; cytoplasm
Molecular function (GO): RNA 7-methylguanosine cap binding; translation initiation factor activity
Source: RefSeq, a predicted model, not a curated record